AUGCGUUAAUGUUGAAUACAUAUAUAUCGUCUAGAUUUCGAUUUAUAGUGUGAGAAACUGCAGUAUUAAUAUUAUUAUUUGCAUGAAAUAGGAAAAGGGGAUACAAAUUAUAUGAACAAUAUAGAUGUAUUAUAAUAAUAGAUAGAUUGUUGUCUAGUAUUAUAUAUGAAGAAUGUGCGUUUCAUGCUAAAGGGAUGCGAGUGGAGUUAUUGUUGUGAUUGAAGAGUUGGUCGAAACCAGCUGUCAGCGAAUGUCGGACAAUCAAUAUCUUCCACGCGAUGUCCCGAGCGCGACAAAGAGUCGUCGGCGCCGUGAACGCAAUGUGGACCCGGGCGCGCCGUCGACGCCGCUUCCGGCGUGUCGCGUGUGUGGGGACAGGUCAUCCGGUCUCCAUUAUGGCGUCAACACGUGCGAGGCAUGUAAGGGAUUCUUUAAGCGGACACUCCGUAAAACGACAAUGGACUUGCCAUGUGGAUGCAAGGCGGUGGUCAAGGGUCAGUGGCGCCAGGGGCCUGUUAAGAACGGAUGUUCCGCCUGUCGCUACCAGCGCUGUCUUGCCGUGGGCAUGUCGAGACACGCAAUUAAAAUUGGACGAUACUCUUUGGAGCGAAAAACCAACAAUAUUCUAGAAUCAAAACGUGAAAAACAAGGACUUGACCAAGGUAUAUUGAGCGACCUUCAUCCUCCGAAUGGAGCGGUUGGCAAUCCUCCGAAUGGAGCGGCUGGCAAAGAGUGCAAUUCUAAGUCAUGUGCUCAAGAAAUGGACAAUGCCUUGGCGACGGAUUGUGUAGAUGACAUUGAUGCUUUUAUAGAAAGCUUACUUGGUGUAGAUGGUCAAACGGGAGAAAAUUCUUCAACAGUAGCAAGUGGUGCGGUGUGUCAGAAAAGAUUGGAAAAUACUACCGUUGGAACAGCAAGGGUUUCUGCAGAAAUGAUAAAUGGACAGAUGCCAGAGGAGCUGGCGGGACUGGUGGGGACCCUGACGGCCGCUCACCUCGCCACCAUGGAAGUGGAUGCCAGGAGCCGGGAGGAGAUCACGCGACUACAGACUUCAUGUCUUGAAAAAUACCAGAUUAAGACGGAAAUCUUUGGGAAAAUGAAGGUUUUAUCGACAACGGAGUACAAUAAUUUCUUCAAAGCAACAGGUUUAGAUAUAGAUGGACGUGGCGAGCACGUGCAAAAAGCCCUGACGUUUAUUCAGGGCAGAAUUUCUUCGUCUGUGACAUUCGCCAAGGCCAUUCCCUGCUUCCGGGAUCUGCCCUUACCGGACCAGGUCAGCCUUAUUAAAGCGUCUCGGUCGGAAAACGAGCUUAUGAGUAGCUAUCGAAACAUUUACACCAGUAUUGACAUGGAGCGUCAGGUGGUCGCUAUGCCUUGGGGACGCGAGUACCAUCUAGCGGAAGUAGACAAGUCCGUGCCUGCAGAAAUCGUCGUCGGGCGCUGGCAGGCGGCGGAUCGAAUUGUUGAGCUGGCGCUUACGGCACAGGAAGAGGCGCUAAUCAGGGCGCUUUCAGUCGUAUCUCCAGAUCGGUGCGAUUUGUUGGACCCAGGUAGAGUUAAUGCCAUACAAGACAGAUGUGUUAUGUGUCUUCAUCACCUUUUUGAGACAUCACCGAAGGCAUGGAACUCACCGUCAGGCGCGGGGAAGUCACGGCCGGGGGCGGUGAAGUCAACACCGGAGGUAGGGUACUCACAACCAGGGGCGAGAGUGUCACCAACAGAGACGGUGCAGUCACAAUCAGAGCGGGGGAGUAAACCACCAGAGGCGGGAAAUUCACCAUUAGGGGCUGGGAAUUUACUACUAGCGGCGAUGAAGUCACCACCAGAGGCGGGAAAUUCACCAUUAGGGGCUGGGAAUUUACUACCAGCGGCGAUGAAGUCACCACUAGCGGCGGAGAAGUUACCACCAGUGGUUGAGAAAUCACAACCCGGAUCGGGAGAGUCACCACAAGAGGCACAGAAGUCAACACCAGGGGCGGUAAAGUCACCACCAGAAGAAGGGAACUCACCACAAGGGGUGGGGAAGUCACUACUACCGGCGGAGAAGUCAUCACCAGUAUUGGGAAAUCGACUAGGAAAGGUGUUCUCGUUACUGACCUUUUGCAGGAAUUUAAGUGAAAGAGAAUCAGAAAUAGCUCAAGAGCUGAUCAUAAAUCCUCCAGCCUUUAUAGAUGACCGUGCUUUUCCACUGUUUAAGGAGUUCUUUUUAUGAUUUUGAUAACUUUCAAAAGACAAAAUCAACACUCCGUUGAUUUACUAUCAAUAGAUACUCCCACAAUUUUGCUGUACUAAUCGAAUGAAAGAGAUAACCAUGUGCUACUUUCAAACUGGCGUUUCAAUGUGGGUAGAAUGAAUAUUCUUGCAUACCGGAUGUGAGUUUCCGGUCAUGUGACUAGUGCUGGAAAAGCCCAUCUUACACCCCUCCCACCCCCCAUUUAAGAUGAGUCACGCGCAACAACGCGGCACUUCUUUCUUUUUUGUAUUGUAUGGUUUAUGAAAACUAUUGAUGUAAUUUCAAUAA
This is a messenger RNA of Mya arenaria, 2521 nucleotides long. Its product is annotated as nuclear receptor ROR-beta-like. The record is from RefSeq and is a predicted model, not a curated record. NCBI's taxonomy places the organism in Eukaryota, Metazoa, Mollusca, Bivalvia, Myida, Myidae. Gene Ontology annotation, biological process: regulation of DNA-templated transcription. Gene Ontology annotation, molecular function: zinc ion binding; DNA-binding transcription factor activity; sequence-specific DNA binding. Bases 251 to 2212 code for a protein of 653 amino acids. The transcript has 9 exons.